Messenger RNA from Sphaeroforma arctica JP610, 1458 nucleotides. RefSeq lists its product as hypothetical. Bases 1 to 1137 code for a protein of 378 amino acids. NCBI's taxonomy places the organism in Eukaryota, Ichthyosporea, Ichthyophonida. The transcript is spliced from 3 exons. The record is from RefSeq and is a predicted model, not a curated record.
AUGGUAAUCAAUGCCAGAGACGACGACGACUAUGUGUUCGAUGUGGCCGCUCGGCUGCUGGGUUACAGCCAACGGCAGUCGCACAAGCAGGCAGGCACAAGCACAGGCACAGAACACAGCACGACCCAUACCCAGCCCAGCCACACAGCCACCACAGUAGACUUCAGACCACACACCAAGAAGCGCAUCACCCGAGAGCACAACCCCAUGCUGUCGCCGCAGCCCUUCCGCCAGGCCUAUUGGGAUGUGAUGGAGUACGCCCGGUCCAAAGGCGCCAUGGCCGACUCAGACGACAUGGGCGAAACAAACAUCCUGAGUGACGGCGGUAUCCGCACGCGACUGUUUCUGUAUGCUCUGGAUAUGGUCGACAACGCCGACGCACAGAGAUUUGCGCUUCGGCUGCUGCGAGACUGUGGCGAGUGGGAUGAUCAUGCGCACCUCAUCGCGCGCAUAGAGAAUAACAUUGACGUGCUGGUGUACAGCAGACAGAUUGACGCAUGGCGCAUCAUGCGGCUGCCACGCGCACAGCAGAGCCAGCCACUGCCCCCCACAAACACAACCCCUACGGACAGCAUAAACACUACGACUACAACUACUACUACUACUGAUGCAGCUGCUGCUGCUGCUGCUAAUAACAAGGAGAAGAACGGCACUGACACCACUAGACACAGGAAGACGAGGGGAAGGAAGCCGAAGAACAAGAGGAAACAUUUCGCCUCUACUACCACGCACAGCGAGGAGAGGAACGGCCCUACCACCACCACAAACAACGCGCAUCAGGAGGCCGCCACCCAACCAGGGGGUCCUGGAGACACACCUGUCGUACCAGAGACGCCCUGGGGUGCAGUGGACCAACGUGAGGUGACGUCCAUGCUGCGCGUGGCCGAUCGGUGCGACCGCGCGCGUGCGGCGCUGUUGACUAUGGCCGCGACAGUGGGCCAUCACCUCAACAUCAGCACACGCCCAGAGAACUGCACAGAGACUGAAGUGGUCACAGACGUGUUGCAGCAGCUGCAAGUCAACCACAGCACUGCCGCUGCGGCUGAUGCCGGCGUGUGCCCCAUCUGCGCACUGCCGUUGCCGGCCAGUCACAGCUCACCCAUAACGCACGCCGUGGACAGCGCAAAAGCGGUGUGAGAACCGAUGCUGAAGACACUGAUGAAAACCACGAACAUGACGAUGAUGCGCUUUCGGAUAACGACCAUUUGAUGGAGGACAGUGCACCCGGAACUGAGUCAUUAGAACCGGUCCACAGAAACAGGCGCAAACAGAAAGCCACCCACACACCGCACAAUGAAACUGCAGCGACAACCGAUGCGAAUACGGAGGGUCAAUCAGUGGGUGUAGGCGAUGGACACUCUACUUCAGAAGCAACCAAGGGAUCCAGUGCACAACCAUCGCCAGCCAAGCAGAAGACUGGGCCGGCUCUGUGCAAACACCCGUGGCCGUGGUGUAUGG